Tremella mesenterica DSM 1558 is the source of this 1242-nucleotide messenger RNA. RefSeq lists its product as uncharacterized. The annotation marks the transcript as partial. NCBI's taxonomy places the organism in Eukaryota, Fungi, Basidiomycota, Tremellomycetes, Tremellales, Tremellaceae. Gene Ontology annotation, biological process: transmembrane transport; carbohydrate transport. Gene Ontology annotation, cellular component: membrane. The record is from RefSeq and is a predicted model, not a curated record. The transcript is spliced from 3 exons. Gene Ontology annotation, molecular function: carbohydrate:proton symporter activity.
AUGGAUUUACUCCCCUUCAAGCUAUCCGAACAUACUGGCGUGCUUUCGGUUGGUGCAUGUGAGUUCAUAAUUUUCAUUUGGAUUUUGGAAAUUGUUUUGUUGAUGAAUAUGUUCAUUUGUAUCGGAGGUCUUUUAUGGGGUUAUGAUGCUCAAAUAUCCGGUGGAACACUUUCCGUUCCUUAUUUCAGAAGAGAUUUUGGAGGGGUAUACAACGACCAAUUCGUCUUACCUGCUAGAUGGCAAAGCGCUCUUAAUUCUGUUUCUUCUAUAGGAGGUAUGUUUGCAGGACUCUCUAUUGGUUGGGUUGCAGAUCUUAUUGGCCGUCGGGGAUCAGUAGGAUGCGCAUGUCUCAUUUCCAUCUCAGCCGUAUUCAUACAAUUCUUUACUCCUUCACAUGUCAACGGUAUGCUCCUAGCUGGAAAACUCAUCAACGGUUUCGCUCUAGGCAUGUUCGUCUCGACGGCUUCUUCCUAUUGUUCAGAAAUAUCACCUUUGGCAUUAAGAGGAAUAACGACUGGUAGUGUAAACUUAUGGAUCGUCAUUGGACAAUUCCUUUCCAAUUGCGUCAUUGAAGGUACUGGAAAACGAACCGAUUCGUACGCUUACCGAAUACCUUUUGCCGUUCAAUGGUUAUUCCCACUCAUCCUUCUCAUAGGACUUCCUUUCGCUCCGGAAUCACCUUGGUAUCUCGUCCGUAGAGGUCGUGUGGAUGCCGCGAGAAGAGUCAUCGAUCGUUUAGGUGGAGGUAACGUUGAUGUGGAAUUGAUGGUCAAUCAAAUUCAAGAAACUAUAGCUUUGGAAGAUCGUGAUAAGGCUUCUACAACUUACCUCGAUUGUUUUAGAGGCACGAAUCGUCAAAGGACUAUUAUCGCUUCCAUGGUUUUCGUCCUUCAACAACUCAGUGGUGUCAUCUUCGCCCUAGGAUUUAGUAGUUAUUUCUUUCAAUUAGCUGGUUUUAGCGAUUCGAAUUCGUUUCGAUUGGGAGUUGGAGUGACGGCUAUUGGAGUCGUGGGGAAUUUGGUUGCGUUGUUCACCGUGAAUCAAUUUGGAAGAAGAGGAUUGUUUUUCUGGGGUAUGAUAGCUUGUUCCGUCGUCAAUUUAUUAGUCGCGUUUAGUUCUCUCGCACCGACAUCAUCAGGUAGAUGGGCCUCUGCGUCUUUCACCAUCAUUUACAAUUUCUGCUAUCAAAUCGGUAUAGGUCCUCUUGGAUAUAUAAUCUUCGCAGAAGUCUCUUCUGCCAAA